GUAAGCCGUGUCAAACUGAACAAAACCUCAUGCAAACCCUGCCAAACCGCAGUCUUACGGUCACCAAGGCAGCCAAGCCCGUGGGUCGUCGUGUUUUCGUUUCGCCAAAAGCUGUCCCCGCUGUCGCUGCUGCCACUGCCCCAAUGGCUACCGUAUCCUUCCCGGCUGAGUAUGGGCUGGUCGCUGGCGCCGUCGCGGUCUCCUGGUUCGUUCACCACGGCAUGAUGGCCGUGGGUGUCAUGAACGCACGCAAGAAGUACGGUGUGUCCUACCCCGACCUGUACGCCACUGCGGAGAACUGCCCCAACGCCGAGUACCGCAAGGCCUUCAACUGCGUUCAGCGCGGGCACCAGAACUCGCUGGAGAACCAGCCCAUCUUCCUGGCGCUGCUACUGGCGGCCGGUGCCAAGCACCCCGUCACCGCCGCCGCCGCGGGCCUGAUCUACUCCCUGGGCAAGGUGUUUUACUUCCGUGGCUACUCCACCGGCGACCCCAACAAGCGCAUGCAGGGCGGUCUGUCCUACCUGGGCCUGUUCACCCUGGUGGGCAUCUGCGUCAAGACCGGCGUCCAGGCCGUCAUGGGGCUUCUGCAGUAAACAGCCAACUGGCCGGCCGGCUGGCGGCUUGACAACAAAGACCUUGAACUUUCGGCAACUCUAGCAGCAUUGGUUACAGCACUGCCACCAGCACCUGCGCCUGAGGUCGGAAGUGGCAGGUGAUGGGGAUCGCCUGCAGGAAGUGGGAUGGCAAGGCAGCGGUCGGAAAGCACCUGGCGCUGUCGCCGCUAAUUGCGGCCGACUGGCGAUGUGCAGGCGGGGCGGUGUCUGUAGCUGCUGGGUAAGGGGGCCAGGCAAUGGGGACCGGGACCGAGGAGCACGCGUGCGGCAUGUUCCUAUGGGUGCGCAUGUGCCGGCAGUUUGGAGGUGGUUGGAAAAGAGGCAGGAGAACAGGUGGAUGGAAAACAGGUAGAUGGAAGAGAAGGUGAUUCUCUGCGCGUUUUGGUAGUUGAUUGACGCAGAGCCAUUCAUUGCUCGCGGUCGAGAUAUGUCUAUUAUAGGCCUCGGCUCCGUUGACAUUGAACGCUGGGCUACAGGCGCCCCGGGCCUCGGCCAAGCCAUACGGGUGGGGCGCCGUAGGCGGCUUCAGAAUCUCAGAAGGCUCCCAAAGCCGGAACCUGAAUCCCAUGCAGAAUGUAACAGCUCCGUGGA
Molecule: messenger RNA, 1208 nt
Organism: Chlamydomonas reinhardtii
Lineage: Eukaryota; Viridiplantae; Chlorophyta; Chlorophyceae; Chlamydomonadales; Chlamydomonadaceae
Exons: 7
Coding region: 144-596 (150 amino acids)
Cellular component (GO): endoplasmic reticulum; nuclear envelope; membrane
Molecular function (GO): glutathione peroxidase activity; glutathione transferase activity
Source: RefSeq, a predicted model, not a curated record